Molecule: messenger RNA, 1829 nt
Organism: Mesorhabditis spiculigera
Lineage: Eukaryota; Metazoa; Nematoda; Chromadorea; Rhabditida; Rhabditidae
Source: the annotation of a GenBank genome assembly
GCUCGCGGAAGCCUGAAUCCAGACGGAAUGCAAAUGAGACGGACGAUGAAGGAUGGGGUUGGACUGUUGGUCUGGGUGCGGCACUUGUAGGAGCUGCCGCCUGGGGAGCUGCCUCCUGGUACAACAGCAGAAAUGAGGAAGCCCAGCCACGGAGCCAUGUUCAGACAUCGGCGCCGAUUCGACACGUUCACACGCCGACAUAUACCCCCGCAGAACCAGCGCAAACUGCUGAAGCGCCACCUACAGCAGAGGAAGAAGAGACCUUCCUGGCUGACGACUACAACGGCUGGGAGCAUCCCGGAAAUUGUACGAGUAGGGCGCGAAAAAGUGAGGCAAUCCAGCAAUAUCGAGAUGCGGUGGAGUCUCGGAUUUACGCUCCGCGUCGAAAUGGCCGUGCCGGUGCGGCUCUCACCAGGCUGGAAGCCAUAAUACAAUUUGACAAACAUAAGCGUGAAAACGGGGAAGCCGCUCGCCAAGCAUUCAAAAAAAGAAGUCUACUUGAGGUGCCGAUGCCAAGUGGUUUUGAGAGUACGUGCGCGAUCCUGGAUAACAAUGAAUAUCAAGGGCUGUUGCAUACAAUCCUUCGCCACAGCCCAGAAUGGAAAGAUUUUGCGCCCGGAUAUGCUAAUAUUUAUCAGCGGCUUAGCGAGCAGACGAGGGCCGCCAUUAGCAAAAUCGCACACCUGCCCGAUAACGAGCAGAAGCGGGCACAACAGAUGAUCAAGGAGUUCAAAAAAAGCCUCGGCACGAUGCCGGCAAACGAUUGCAAGACUCUGCAAAACCUCCAGGGAAUCAUCUAUGACUAUCUGUGCAAAACCAUUAACAUCUGGAAUUAUGCCGGCGAGGGGGCCAACCCAAGUGAUUUUGUUCAGUUUUUCUUCCAAGAAUCAGGAAAUGCAUCGAUUGGCUACAUGGUCGUAUGCAUCUCGAAGACCGUCGAUGCACUGUCCUCUUGUCUAACUAGUAUUCUUCGUCAACGGCCGACAAUGGCAUAUGCGACAAUUCAUGCCGACGACGAUGAUGCAUUUCUGGCUGAUCUCUACGGCGAGCGUCCAGCAUUAUGGGAGCAUCCUCCAAUUCCAAUAGCUCUCCAGCAAGCGGGCGCUCGGGUUUCCACCGAGCUCUUUCCCGCGUUCUCAGUCGAGCAAGCGAAGGAGCGGUUUCGUGCCCAUAAAAGGGAAAACGCCGGGGAAGCGCGGGAAACGCUUAAAACUGCUGGGCUUCUAGUGGAAUUCUGGAUAACAGGGGCACCAGAGGGCUCCUGCAUACGAUCUUUCGUCAUAACCCGCAGUGGAGCGCCCGAAGCUACAAGGGACAAAAUCGAUGAGAUUUCCGCUAUCCCGGACGAUAAAAUUUACCGUGCGAAGAAACUGACCCAGCAAUACUUGAGCACCACUCUCGUCGGGGAGGAUUGCAUAGCCCUUCAAAGACUGCAAUCAAUGAUCUACGAGUAUAUUCUGAAGAAUGCCGUCGAAGCUAAUUACCGUGACAGUGGGAUUAACCCGAAUGGCUACGAUCAGUACUACUUUGAAGUGGGGACAGGAAGGUCUAAACGUCGUUAUAUGGCAAUCUGCCUCGCGGAACAAACAGACGACGCUGUUGAAAAUUUCAACGACCCGCGAGGAAUCAGAACCAUCAUCACGAUUUUCUUCGUCCAACAUGUAACGUACACCGAACGCGUGCUUAAGAAAGUUGAAGCUGAACGCGAUGGGUCGGAAGGCUCGGACACCGCUGCUGAUGCUGAUGAUGAUGACGGUGAUACUAAUGAUGAUGAUGAUGAUGAUGACGAUAAUGAUGAUGAUGAUGAUGAUGAUGUUGAUGAUGAUGUU